Messenger RNA from Capsicum annuum, 1356 nucleotides. Its product is annotated as magnesium transporter MRS2-11, chloroplastic. Gene Ontology annotation, molecular function: magnesium ion transmembrane transporter activity. NCBI's taxonomy places the organism in Eukaryota, Viridiplantae, Streptophyta, Magnoliopsida, Solanales, Solanaceae. Gene Ontology annotation, biological process: transmembrane transport; magnesium ion transport. The record is from RefSeq and is a predicted model, not a curated record. Gene Ontology annotation, cellular component: membrane.
UUCACUUUCCCUCCCAAAACCAAAGCCAAAACCAACCAUUCACAUGUUCUCUUCUUCGAAUCACAACCACCACUUUUUCUCACACACAAACACACAGUACAUAUAUAUACACACACUGAAUUCACCCCCACAUUAUCCAUAUAAAUUGCGCUAAUCUCCCGAAGAUUCUAGAAAGUCUCUCCAUUUUCACGCGAUCGACAAUGGCGGCAACUGCUCCGCAUUUACUUCAGUUACCGGUCCGUUCACCGGAACUUCGCGUUCUGAUCGCCGGUGGAUAUGCGAUUCUCCAAUCAUCACGGUUGGAGUUUCCGUUUUCGCGUACGACUCACGCGCCGAUUUUACGUGCUCGGAAGGUGAGGAUUGAGUGUGUUGCGAAAUCUACUGAGCUAGAACCGCAUGUAAAGGAAGACGGUGACGAUGAUGAGGGUGAGGAUGAGGUUCGGGACUCUGUUGUUAAUGGCUCGGUUAUCUCACAGAAGAAUGUUUCGGCUUCCGGUGGUGAUUCGCUGUCGCUUGGUAUUCGGGAACCUGUUUACGAGUUCUCGGAGGCUUGAGGUGAGCAGAUUCGAACUGGUUCUGCAGGUUGGGACAUUUUGUGUUGCCAUUGGUGCUCUGGUAGCAGGUAUAUUUGGGAUGAACUUAAGAUCCUAUCUAGAGGAGCAUAUGUUUGCGUUCUGGCUUACAACAGCAGGAAUAAUCGUCGGGGCUGUUCUGGCCUUUUAUCUCAUGUACUGGUAUCUGAGAACAAGGAAAAUACUGUAAGCAACUGCUGAUUCCGAAUCAGGUGAUUUAAAACUUGACCAAGAUUAAGCUUGCCACUGCAGUAGGUGCCCAAAAAAUUGCUGGAUACUAGCAUAUUCUGCAGCAUGACUGGGUAUGUAUGAUCAUUGCACAUUAAUAAGACAGCUUCAUGAACAAUUGACAAUAUUAUGGCGCCAUCAGCAAAAUUAGCAAUGCAAUUUGUCCCCCUAUCAAGAUCGUAGGAUUUCAGAGAGACGGUGACAGCCAAUCUUCCGCAAGUUUAUAUGCCAAUUUGGAGUAGCCAUCGCUCUAUUACCAGCUUGUUAUGUCUAUAGCAUCAUCUCCCACUAUAAGUUACUAUGACAUUCUGAUAUAAAAGGUAUUGCCUCAAUAACACCUUUUACUUGAGCCGAGGGCCUCUCACGCCACUUAUAGGAUUUCACAGGGUAUGUUGUCGAUUGUACUUUUGUAAACACAGUACGGAUUAGUGGUAAGUUGGAACAGAGAGGUUUCAUGUCCAUAACAUAAUUAUUUGACUGGACAAUUACCAAUUUAUGUCUUGAUAUUCGUGCCCCGUUGAAUUCAAAUAAUCUUCUGGUAGAUUCCUGUUUUAAA